CGCCCGCCGAGCGCGCACGUCCCCCGCGUCGCGGUCACCUGUAGCGCCGACCCCAGUGUUUACGGAUUACAGUGAAAAAUUGUGCCCAAGUGUGUGCUACUCAGUGUUUUUAUGAAUGAAUGAAAAGUCAUCGUGCAUAACCGGUUGCCGGAUGGUUUGGACUGCGGACCGGUUCCGAUUUCCGCCGAUACGAGUUUCGUGGGAAUGCACGCUGGACUGAACGAAGUGUCAAAAAUGACCAAAUGACGUGAAACAUAGAGUGGUACUUGUAGUGACUGUGUAGUGACUUAGUGACAAGUAGUGUUAGUGACAUAUAGUGACAUGUGGCGGUGAUCCUCUCGACUGAUUAGUGUAAUAUGUGCUGUGUUGUUAUUAGGGAAAUAUAUCAAAAUGUGUGCCAAACUUAGGAAUUUAAUCGUCGCGUUUUGUGUGGUGGUAUGCGCGGCUGCCUUCCAGCAGCAGUACUUCAGGGUUGUGCCUCGGAGUCUGAGGGUCCAGGAGGGAGCUGAGGCGGUUCUAGAAUGUGCAGUGGCCAACCUUGCAGGACAGGUGCAGUGGGCUAAAGAUGGAUUUGCACUUGGUUUCUCCUCAGUGAUCCCGGGCUACCCUCGCUACACGAUGUUCGGGGACCGUCGGCACGGAGUGUACAACCUGAGGAUAGUGAACUCCUCGCUGGAGGACGAUGCGGAGUACCAGUGCCAGGUGGGACCGGCACAGAUGCACAAGGUCAUCAGAGCCAACGCCUCGCUCACCGUUAUAUCACCUCCAAACGCAGUGGAGAUCACGAAUCACCCAGCCAACUCGAAGCUGGAGGUGAAGGAAGGCGAGGAUGUGUCACUGGAGUGCCUGGUGAAGAACGCCAAGCCUGCAGCCAGGAUCGUCUGGUUCAGGGGCAAUGUGGAGCUGAAGGGGGAUAAAGUGUCAAAAGAAGAAAUAAGAGAAGUGGAGAGUCCGAAUGGAAACCCCAAAGCGAUGCGGUACACUACUAUAUCCAGAGUACACUUCAAAGCGACAGCAGACGAUGACUAUGCGGACUUUACUUGCGAAGCACGGCACGAGGCGUUGCAGAGAGACAGCCCUAUGCGAAGCACUGUGCAGCUCAGCGUGUUAUAUCCACCUGGUGCUCCCUACAUCGAAGGUUAUGCGGAAGGAGAGACAGUACGCCGAGGACAGAGCCUGGAGCUGGUCUGUAGAAGUCGAGGGGGAAACCCACCAGCUCAGCUCAUCUGGUACAAGAAUGGGGAGCAGAUACGCAUGGCUUAUAGAACCAGUGGCAGAAUGUCAGAAAACGUGCUGUCCUUCAAGGCAGACGCGUCGGACAACAAAGCGAGGUAUACCUGCGAAGCCAAGAAUGUCAUGAUCAGCAACACUUUGAAAGCUGAGAUAGAUCUCACUGUACUAUUUGCCCCCUCCCACGUCACCAUCUCUGGACCUUCAGAAGCCAGGGUCGGGGAUCCAGUGCCCCUGACCUGCAGCACGGCUCCAUCGAACCCUGCAGCAGACAUCAAGUGGCUGGUACUAGGCAAGCAUCAUAAGGAAGCAAGCAACAGGACUGUUAUAUCUCCUGAAGGUGGUUGGAUCACGACGUCGAAUAUCACAGUGGUGGUGGAACCUAACAAGAGGUCCAUAGUGGUGGUCUGCCAUGGCAUCAACGGACAACUGACGGAGAAUGUAGUCGCCACACACACCAUCAAUGUGUUAUACCCCCCAACGGCUCCAAUGAUCACGGGCUACAUUCCUGGCACCACCCUCUCUGCUGGCACCGUCCAGAGGCUGUCCUGCAUAUCCUCGGGAGGGAACCCACUGGCUACUCUUACGUGGUUCAAGAAUGAUAAGAAGAUACAUUCAGUAACGAAGACGGUGGAGCGCUCAGUGUCGGCUGAGAUCUCGAUCCUGACGAAUGUGACUGACAACCAGGCUCAGUACCGCUGUGAAGCCACCAACAGUGCCACUGAGAUCCCACUCUUUGAAACUGUUACGCUUAAUGUGUAUUUCGCCCCUGAAGCUGUGAAAGUCCGAGUGUCUCCUGAAGAGCUGAAGGUGGGAAUCGAAGCCACACUAUCCUGCGACGCUGCCAGCAGUAACCCCCCCGCUACACUGUCGUGGUGGAGGGAUGGUAUACCUGUACAGGGUCUACCGAUGCAACAGAAGAAGGGUCUGCACGGCGGCACGGUGUCCACCAUCGAGCUGAAGCUGACCAUCACCAAGGACCUCAACGGCGCCGUCUACACCUGCCAGGCUAUGAACGAGGCUCUACAGAGGAGCGUCCAUGAUGCACUGCCGCUUAAAGUUCUAUAUGCGCCAAUCUUCGACGAGACGACUCCGUACACGACAGUGGGGGUUGAGAACGAGCCUCUGAUCAUAGUGCUGCGAGCUGAUGGUAACCCGGGCAGCAUCACGUAUACCUGGACUAAGGACGGACUGCCCAUAGCACAGUCUUCUUACAGUACUGGAAAUGACCGAAUAAUAUCUGAAGGCAGCAUGCUGAACAUGACGAAGUUGUCCCGCCAUGAUGCUGGAGUAUACACGUGUGAGGCAGUCAACUCGCAGGGAGCUGCUGUUGCCAAUAUCAGCGUGUCUGUUCACUACCCGGCGAGCAUAAAGUCUGUGAAUCUACAUGAAGUGGUCAGCCCCAAUCAGGAUGCCAUGCUGACCUGCACUGCUAAUGGUAACCCUUUAACAGCAGACAACAUACGUUGGGAACGCAAAGGUUACAAUAUUAACCCUAACCAGGUUACUUUUGAACCUCGAAACCUUACAAGCACUUUGGUGGUGAAACAAGCCACCAGGGAGGAUGUGGGUAACUUCCAAUGUGUGGUGGAUAAUGGAAUAGGGGGAGAAACGAGACAGGAUGUUAUGCUAGUGGUGAAGUUUAAACCAGAACUGGAUAGCUCGCCUAGCUUGAUGAAAUCUGCUUCUAAUGUUGGUCAAGUUGGGAGAUUGACGUGCAAAUGCCGAGCGGCUCCCGCGCCAAAUUUCACGUGGUCCAAGAAUGGUGCCAAGCUACCAGUCAACACUUCGACCAAGUAUUUUGCGGAGUUCCACAAACUGGAUCCAGUGACGUAUACCUCUGUGCUCCUCAUCAAUGACGUCAGCUCCUCAGACUAUGGGUCCUAUGAAUGCGGAGCGAGGAAUGACUUGGGAUUCUCCACCACAUCUGUGAAGCUGGAUAUCACUAGUGCCCCAGAUCAAGUAAUAUCAUUGAUUGUGACGAAUGUGACCCACAACACCGUGACGCUGCAGUGGGUGCCUGGGUUUGAUGGCGGGCUGCCGUCCUGGUUCAGAGUGCGAUACAGGAGAGUCUUUGAAGAAUCUUAUAAAUAUGAAGACGUGGUACCUAGAAAUGCAACCACAUUCACCAUCGGAGGUCUUGACCGCAAUACUGAUUACGUUUUCUCCGUAAUGGCAAUUAACAAAAUUGGACAAAGCAAAUACCGACCAGACGAUACUAAAGUCACUACACUGACUUCUUCAGAGUUAGGCGAGUUGAAUGUUGUGUCUACAGAGUUUGUCGAAACGGCUGACGUGUCGAAGUCUGUAGUCAUAUACGUGUCUAUUACUGGAGUCAUACUAGUCAUGAUAAACGCUGCCUUAGUUGCUUGUUUUGUAUUGAAAAGACGAUCUAGACGUCUUAAAGAACAAGCGGGGCAAGCGUCUAAAUCAGCCACAAUAGAGAUGUAUGCUCCGUCAUCAUACAAUGACACGAUGACGGGAGAGACGCUGAGCUCCGUCUCCGAGAAGUCGGAGACAUACUCGCAGGAUGAGGGGACUGAUGAUAGGCAGCCUCCGCCGAUACCUGAGGUUCCAUCCAUGCCUACUAGGCAUAUGUUGAGUCAGACAACGGACGCCUUCCUAAUGGAUGACCAGGGCCUGGUGAUUCCACCACCACUGGACUAUCCUCCUCCUAACUAUGCGGUGUACGAUGGAGACCACGCCAGGACGCUGCCGCACCCUCACAGACACAAGGACAUUACUGGACAUAGCACGCUGGGUAGAAGUACAGGCAAACAGAACUACGUGCCGGCUCCGAGCCCGAUGCCGCCGCUGGACGGCUCCUACUACAACAUGGCGUCCGACCGGUACCUGUCCUACCCGCCGCUCAUCGGGGAGUAUUUGCAGCAGCAACAGGGUCGAACUCCCACCCCCCCGCAGCAGUACGGAGGCCAGCCACUCCCGAAGCCCCACCUCAUGAACGGCGGCCUGCCCUCCAGCUCACCGUCACACAUGGCCAGCCCACCACCACACAGCUACGCUCUCGACGACCGACAGUCGGCCGGCGGCACGCUGCGGCGGCAGCGGCUGGACAAGAUGGCCGCCGUGCCCCCGCCUGACGUCACUGUACUGCACCCCGGCAGUUGUGCACAGCACUUAGUCCAGACUCCAGCACCGAAGCAACCCCAGUCGAUCUUAAAGGACCCGUCGCGUCACAAAUAUGGCAACCAAUAUGGUAGCCCCAUAUCCUCGAGCACGCCACAAAACUCCAAUCAGAUAUUAACAGUACAGAAUUUAACCUCCGACGUCCCGCAGUACGGGACCAUUAAAAAAGAAAACAAGAAACAAAACGUCACCAUCGACGAGUCAUUUAACAAAAGAAGUGAAACCCACGUGGUCUAAAGUGACAAAAUAAAACUAAAAAUGUGUAAAGUAAAAAACUUGAAUAACAAAGUGACAAACUAAAAACUAAAAGUCGGCUAUGAGUGUAAAACUUUGAAGUGAAGUGUAAAUAAAAUGGACUAGAUAAAAAUUGUAGAUAGAUUUAAAAUAAUUGAAUGUGAUACAAGAACGAACUUUCAAACGAUUAGUGUCCAUCGCGUAGAUAGAUAUGACAACGUCGCCUAAACUAGCAUUGGGCUGCCCGGGUUGUAUUAAAAUGUUCGACUGACUUAUCAAAAUAAAUAGGUAAUACGUCCAAAUGACAUAAGCGAACAAAAAAUAUGAUUUUUUCAAUGUCCAAUUGUAAAAUCAUUUUAGAUAAUAAUACAUUUAGGGUUAAAUGUACGAUUUUAUUCAUUUAAUUUUCAUUUAAAGGCUGGAUCUAGUAUUGUUUGACAAUUUGAUGAAUCAACCGACUGGUGGACUUCGCUGGAUUGUAAAAAUGACUUAGGUGUUAGUAUAAAUUGUAAUUAAGAAUCGAUUCGUGUUCGUUGGGUGUUUGUGUCAAAGUUAUGAAAUGGGUUGUUUCAAUUUCAAAGUUUAAUAACUUAGAAUAAUCUACAAAUUGUCGAACAAACUACUGGUGUGUGCGAAUCCAAAAUUUUUAUUGAUUCCAUAAAAGGAUCUCUCGUAAUUAAGUUUUUAAGAUAAUUAUGAUUGUUAUAAAAAUACGAUUUUUGAAUUAAAAAGAAAAUGAAAUUAUUAAAUUCGGGAAAAAUUUUGAAUUUUACCCUGUCGUCGUUUUUAAUUAAAAAUUGUUCUCUAGAAAAUGUUCGAAUGCAUUUUCAUAGUUAGAAAUGGUUUCAGAAACUUAUAAAGUUGUUCCUGACAGUUAAAAUUUGUUCUCAUUGAUUUUGAGAUAUUUUGUAACAUUAAUUAUUAAUUAAUGUCACUUACAUUAAUUUGCGUUUACAUUUUAAUUCGGAUAUUUUCUUAAUUUUUUUGUUCAAUUUAAUAUAAAAACUAUAAAAGACCCCAUUACGUAUUGUGUCAAAUAUUAAACGACUGUCAUUUAUAAUCUGUAAAUUGUAAUUUUUUACAAGAAACGUAUAACUGUAUACAUAUUUACGGUUUUUAUUAUUAUUUUGUAAAUUUUUACUCGUAAGUUACUUUUUCUCUGCAUUUUUACGAUGUAAAUAAGAAAAUAAUAAUACUCAAAUCGCGAACUGACAAUAAACAUAAGUUCAAUUAAUUUUUAAUUUAUGUCCAUCUUGAUUCUAUGUAAAUAAUAUAUUGUACCUAAUUGUAUUUUUUACAUUAAUAGCGUUUCAACCCCAAAAUUUAAUCGGUCAUAAUAUUCACAUGCCAAAGUUUUAUUAAUUUUAUUCUUUAAGUUAUUAAGAUACUUAAUUAUUUUCUAUUAUUAUUAUUUUCUUUAAAAUCGAAUUUGUAACAAUUGCGAUGAUGAUUUCGUUAAAAUAUUGACUGAUUGUCUUUAUUUUAUUUUUAAACAUUAUUUUUUCAAGUUCGAAAGUCCAUCCAAUCACGAAAUACGAUUUUAUAUUUACAAAAAAGUCUAUUGUUACAUUUCGAAAAUAAAAAACCUAAUAAUUA
Spodoptera frugiperda (fall armyworm) is the source of this 6207-nucleotide messenger RNA. It is a transcript of the gene sns, whose product is annotated as nephrin. Gene Ontology annotation, biological process: cell-cell adhesion. Gene Ontology annotation, molecular function: cell adhesion molecule binding. Gene Ontology annotation, cellular component: cell-cell junction. The transcript is spliced from 29 exons. The record is from RefSeq and is a predicted model, not a curated record. Lineage: Eukaryota; Metazoa; Arthropoda; Insecta; Lepidoptera; Noctuidae. The coding region runs from base 391 to 4614 and encodes 1407 amino acids.